UUACUCGAUUAACUCGUCUUAUGGCUGAAACAGUAUAAAAUCUAGCUAACACAAAAUAAUAAUAAUAAAAUAAAAUCUCAGAACACACAAAAAGUCUGAAAAAUCUACAAAUUCUAAGUCUUUUUCCUUUUUUUGGGAUUUUGGCAUUUGGGUUUUCUUCUGUCUCAUCUGGGUUCUCUAGAGAGAGAGGAGGAAGAGGAAGAGGAUGAAGAAGAAGAUGAGUGAGAAUCACCAUGUGGGUUUGGCUCUGUUCAUACUCUGCAUUGUAGGGUUGAAGCCAAGUUUCAUCCUUGGAGACACAAAUGCAUCUGAUGCUGCGGCGUUAAACAACCUGUUCAGCUCCAUGAAUUCACCAGGACAGCUAUCACAGUGGACAGCAUCAGGAGGUGAUCCUUGUGGACAAAACUGGAAAGGCAUCACGUGUUCUGUCUCACGAGUUAUUCAAAUAAAGUUAUCAGGACUUGGACUCUCUGGAUCACUAGGAUUCAUGCUUGAUAAAUUGACUUCUGUUACUGAGUUGGAUUUAAGCAACAAUAACCUUGGAGGGGAUUUGCCUUAUCAGCUUCCUCCAAAUCUGGAGAGAUUGAAUCUUGCUAAUAACCAGUUCACUGGAUCUGCUCAGUAUUCCAUUUCUCUGAUGACACCUCUCAAGUACCUCAAUCUUGCUCACAACCAGCUUAAGCAAUUAGCUAUUGACUUCACGAAACUCACCUCUCUAUCUAUCUUGGACCUCUCUUCCAAUACUAUCACAGGUUCUCUUCCCAACACAAUGACGUCUCUUACAAGUGCAAAAUCAAUAUAUCUUCAGAACAAUCAGUUCACAGGCACCAUUGAUGUCCUAGCCACACUUCCCCUCGAAAAUUUGAACAUUGCAAACAAUCGUUUCACUGGUUGGAUCCCUGAUUCUUUGAGAGGCAUUAACUUGCAAAAAGAUGGUAACUCAUUCAACACCGGGCCUGCACCUCCACCGCCUCCUGGCACACCUCCGAUCCAUAGAUCACCUACUCCUAAAUCCGGUAACAGAGGAUCACCAUCAAAUGGUGACGAUUCCGGCAGUAGCAGUGACUCCAAGAGCUCAGGGCUUGGAGCUGGAGGAAUAGCAGGAAUAGUCAUUUCAUUGUUGGUUGUAACAGCAGUGAUAGCUUUCUUCUUGAUCAAGAGAAAAAGAUCAAAGCGGACAUCGUCAUCCACUGACAUUGAAAGGAGUGAUAACGUUAACCAGCCCUUCACACUCGCUUCAAAUGAUAUUCAUCAAGAGAACAAGUCUAUGCAGACACCACCAGUAGUCGAGACGAAGAAGCUGGAUACUUCAUUGUCAAUGAAUCUACGUCCUCCACCAUCUGAGAGACACAAGUCGUUUGAUGAAGAGGAUUCAACACCGAGGAAGCCUUUUGUUGCAAAGAAACAUGCAGUCGUGGUCCCUUCAAAUGUGAAUGUGUAUACGGUUGCAGAUCUUCAAAUAGCUACCAAUAGUUUCAGCGUCGAUAAUCUUCUCGGUGAAGGCACUUUUGGAAGAGUGUACAAAGCUCAGUUUGAUGACGGAAAGGUACUUGCUGUGAAGAAAAUAGACUCGUCUGCGCUUCCCACUGACACGGCUGAAGAUUUUACCGAGAUUGUAUCGAAAAUUGCGCAUUUGGAUCAUGAAAACGUCACAAAGCUUGAUGGUUACUGUUCUGAACACGGGCAACACUUGGUGAUCUAUGAGUUUCAUAGAAACGGCUCGUUGCAUGACUUUUUACAUCUUUCGGAAGAGGAAAGCAAACCUUUGAUAUGGAAUCCUCGUGUCAAGAUCGCUCUUGGCACUGCACGUGCAUUGGAGUACUUGCAUGAAGUUUGUUCACCAUCUAUAGUCCAUAAGAACAUCAAAUCAGCAAAUAUUUUACUUGACUCAGAGCUGAAUCCGCACCUCUCAGACUGUGGUCUUGCUAGCUUCCUCCCUACUGCGAAUGAGUUACUGAACCAGAACGAUGAAGGAUACAGCGCACCUGAAGUUUCAAUGUCAGGCCAGUACUCUUUGCAGAGUGAUGUCUACAGCUUUGGAGUAGUUAUGCUUGAGCUUUUGACCGGAAGAAAACCAUUCGACAGCACAAGGUCAAGAUCUGAGCAGUCAUUGGUGAGAUGGGCAACACCUCAGCUUCAUGACAUUGAUGCAUUGAGCAAAAUGGUUGAUCCAGCUCUCAAAGGGCUUUACCCCGUUAAAUCUCUCUCUCGAUUCGCAGAUGUUAUCGCACUUUGCGUUCAGCCGGAGCCAGAGUUCAGACCACCGAUGUCUGAAGUGGUGCAGGCGUUGGUUGUGUUGGUGCAGAGAGCUAACAUGAGCAAGAGAACUGUUGGAGUUGGAUCUGGUAGCUCUGGAGCCAAUGAUUACAUGUAAAUUCUUUACCUGAGAGACUAAAAACAACAAACAAAAGCUUUACUCUUUUAUUGCGCUGGUCUGCUUGGAUUCCGAGUCUGACGAGUACAAGUUACAGAGACAACAAAAUAUCAACAAAACCCAAAGUUUUCUUCUUUUUCUUUUUCAUAAAACUGAGAGAAUAACAAUAACAACAACCUUUACCCAUUGUACAAUCUCAUGUUUCUUUGUAAUAUCUUCCCAAGUUGUAGCACCUUUUUUAGAUUCCGACAACAUGAACAAAACCAUGUCCUUUUGUGAGUUCCGAGCUAAUACGGUCUUUUUCCG
Messenger RNA from Brassica oleracea var. oleracea, 2680 nucleotides. RefSeq names its product protein STRUBBELIG-RECEPTOR FAMILY 7. Gene Ontology annotation, molecular function: protein kinase activity; ATP binding; protein binding. Gene Ontology annotation, biological process: protein phosphorylation. The record is from RefSeq and is a predicted model, not a curated record. NCBI's taxonomy places the organism in Eukaryota, Viridiplantae, Streptophyta, Magnoliopsida, Brassicales, Brassicaceae. The transcript is spliced from 16 exons. The coding region runs from base 206 to 2374 and encodes 722 amino acids.